AUGGCCAGCCGAUCCGACCGACGCUCUCCCGCUCCCGCUUCCCAGUCAAAAAGAGAUCGCAAGCGACAAGCUCUUAUAGAGCGACUCUCUAGCAUGACUGAUAAGUUUUAUCGGGAAAGGGACAUGACAUAUCGCGAUCAGCUCCAGAAGAUCCAGUUCGACAUCAAUCUCGUCCAGCGCUUCGACCCUUACGAUCCAAAGGUCCUUGAGGUCAUCUCUGAACUCCAGAAGGAGCACACCAACACACAAGGUCCUCCGGUCAACGCUGAAGAUGCCCGGAGCUUGCUUGACAUGGCUGGCAUCCGAUUCUCUGACUUCGUUGACGAGGUCGAGGAUUUGGUGGAAAUUCGUGACUUUCAGCUGUCGCAGUCAAAAAACGAAUACGACCGACGACGAGAAGAAUACAGGAACACUUACGAUUACAAGGUUGAGACCGCCAAGCGCGAGCAUCGAGCACUUACCAACACCCUCCGAGAUCGAUUGGUCAACACCCUCACCCACAAGAAGAACCGAUUGAACCGAGAGAAAGAGGUUUUGGAAAUUAAUGAUUCCAAUGCCUUGCUACUCAACCCCAAUCAGUUCAGCUUGACCAAUCCUGCGAGCCCCGGUGGUCCCCACGGAAAGCGAGCCACACGUCUGCGCAAGGACGCCGACGAUCUGCAGAUGUAUUCCGACAACAAGAAGCGCAAGCGAAACGCCGGCGAUGACGAUGGCUCACCUGCCCCGACACGACGAGCCCUCGAUAACCACAACACAACACCUCUCUGGCAGUCUGAGAAGGCUCGUGCUGCUGCUAAGCAGAACGGACCCAUCUACAGCAUCGACAAGCUUUUCACGGACAAGGAGCUGUCGCUUAACUAUAACACUGCUGCCCUUGCUGCGCACCAGUACAUUCUUCGCAACCGUGUCAGUGGCGGCGGCUCUCCCGAGGAUAGCGAUUCUGGCAAUGGUGAAGCCAAUGGCGACCAGGACGCCGAUUCUCAACCUUCUGCCCCAGCUAUGGAGCGCUCCGUCUCGCACGCCACCCGCAGCACUCGUGGCGGUAACUUGCUUGACGACAAGAUUUUAGGUCUAGAGGGUAUCACCAAUUUCGAGGUUCACAACUUGGAUAUUCUCCACGCCCACGAACCCCCCAAGAUGCCACCUCCGGUUCCUCAGCAAUAUCUCAAGCCUUACCCUCGUACAGCGGACCAGAACUUCCCUGUACCCCUGUCCAAUGACGAUAUCACUUCCGACCUUACGAUCAUGGGCUUCUUCAAGCAAUACGACGCUGCACACAAGCCAGGAGCUCACCUUGAUCGCCCAACUGGAAUGCGCAGGGUUCUCGCAGCUGUCUCAAUACCUUACCAGCAUUCACGAUAUGUCGCCUUUACUAGCGCUCCUAGAGAAGACCCAGAAUAUGUUCGCGAUUCAUUGGGUCUACCAGCUCUCAGCAGCCUUCGAGAUCAGCCAAGCCCAGCACAUGCUGGUGCAGCUACUUCGGUAGCAGCUCUGUCCAGUGCCGCAGUGCCUAUGAGUCGCCAGAGCAGUGCCGGCGGAGUUGCCAUGAGCCGUCAGGGUAGCAGCAGUACGCGUGGCAAGGGACGUAAGAACUAG
This is a messenger RNA of Fusarium redolens, 1596 nucleotides long. RefSeq names its product Sds3-like-domain-containing protein. Gene Ontology annotation, biological process: negative regulation of transcription by RNA polymerase II. Gene Ontology annotation, cellular component: Sin3-type complex. Gene Ontology annotation, molecular function: histone deacetylase binding. Lineage: Eukaryota; Fungi; Ascomycota; Sordariomycetes; Hypocreales; Nectriaceae. Bases 1 to 1596 code for a protein of 531 amino acids. The transcript has 2 exons. The record is from RefSeq and is a predicted model, not a curated record.